Molecule: messenger RNA, 1163 nt
Organism: Ceratotherium simum simum (southern white rhinoceros)
Lineage: Eukaryota; Metazoa; Chordata; Mammalia; Perissodactyla; Rhinocerotidae
Gene: CPPED1
Product: calcineurin like phosphoesterase domain containing 1
Molecular function (GO): hydrolase activity
Source: RefSeq, a predicted model, not a curated record
CCGCCCCGCCCCGAGCAGAGGGCGCCGCCCCGAGCGGGGUGGACCCUGCCGGGCGGUUGGGCCGGGUGGCGGCGCGCCGCUCCCUCCCGCGCAGUGUGCUCUGGCGAGGCCAGAAAGUCGCUCGCCAUGUCGGCUGCCGAGGCGGGGGGUGUUGUCCACAGAGCCCGGGGCAGGACCCUGGACGCGUUUCCCUCAGAAAAGGAAAGGGAAUGGAAAGGCCCGUUCUACUUCAUCCAAGGGGCAGACCCACAGUUUGGGCUGAUGAAGGCCUGGUCCACUGGGGACUGUGACAGAUGCGGUGACGAGUGGGGACAGGAGAUCCGUCUGACUGAGCAAGCUGUUCAGGCCAUCAACAGGCUGAACCCCAAACCCAAAUUCUUUGUUCUAUGCGGGGACCUCGUCCAUGCCAUGCCAGGGACACCCUGGCGGAAGGAGCAGACGGAGGACCUGCAGCGGGUGCUCAGGGACGUGAACAGCGAGAUCCCGCUAGUCUUCGUUAGUGGCAAUCACGACGUGGGCAAUGUCCCCACCCGGGAGACCAUUGCGGAGUUCCACCAGACUUGGGGAGAUGACUAUUUCAGCUUCUGGGUCGGGGGCGUCCUGUUCCUUGUCCUCAACUCCCAGUUCUUGUACGAUGCCUCCGGGUGCCCUGCCUUGAAGCAGGCCCAGGACCAGUGGCUGGACCAGCAGCUGAGCAUCGCGGGGCAGCGGAAGUGCCAGCACGCCAUCAUCUUCCAGCACAUCCCACUGUUCCUCGAAAGCAUCGACGAGGAUGACGACUACUUCAACCUCCCCAAGUCUGUUCGGAAGGAGAUGGCAGACAAGCUCUCCAAAGCAGGUAUCAAAGCUGUGUUCUCGGGCCACUACCACAGGAAUGCUGGGGGCAUCUACCAGAACCUCGACAUGGUGGUGUCGUCUGCCAUCGGAUGCCAGCUGGGCAAAGACACCCACGGGCUCCGAGUCGUGGUGGUCACCGCCGAGAAGAUUGUUCAUCGGUACUACAGUUUAGAUGAGCUGAGUGAGAAAGGGAUAGAAGAUGACCUGAUGGAUUUGAUGAAGGAAAAAUGAUUGCCAUUUAUGAUCUAUUCACUUCCACUAUUUUUUUAUUUUGCCAGAAACAGCAGCUGCACACAACCACUUAUUGAAUAUAAAAGUAUAGCAGG